Messenger RNA from Pyrus x bretschneideri (Chinese white pear), 700 nucleotides. RefSeq lists its product as uncharacterized. NCBI's taxonomy places the organism in Eukaryota, Viridiplantae, Streptophyta, Magnoliopsida, Rosales, Rosaceae. Bases 168 to 458 code for a protein of 96 amino acids. The record is from RefSeq and is a predicted model, not a curated record. The transcript has 2 exons.
UUCCACGCUUACCCUUUCCAGCCGACUCAAAUACUCCGCUUGGCUGCCGAGAAAGCUCGGGAAAAGAAACGAAAAAUCCAAUAAAGCCCAAACCCUAGAUUACAUAUCCUCUCGCAGCGACACUGUGAAAACACCCAAUUCGAACCGAUCAAUAAAAUCAGGUGAAAAUGGCGAGCUAUCUAUGGAGGAAAUACGCAGACUACGUUUACACCAAGUGGGAAAGGAUGAUUCUUUGGAACAUGGUGGAGCCCUACAGCAGACCCAAAUCGUUCACUCCAUUGGUCACCAUCUACGUCGCCGCUUUCUACACCGGGGUCAUUGGUUCUGCUAUCACUGAGCAGCUUUACAAGGAAAAGUACUGGGAAGAACAUCCUGGGCAGGCAGUGCCUCUUAUGAAGCCAAAGUUUUACGGAGGACCGUGGAGGGUGCAGCAAGGAGAAGUCCCAGCCACUCAGUGAGUCAUAGACGAGUCGAAGAAAUUGUUAAACGAGCUUCUACUAUUCUGUGUCAUGUUUCUGUUGAUGAAUGUCAACCGUUUAGGCUUCUUUGUCGAUUUGAAAGGUCUCCUGUGUAUGGAACAAUCGUCACCGUCCAUUUCAGCUGAACCAUUUUUUGUACAUCCGAUGUUAUAAAUAAAACAUCUUAUAUAAUUUUGUAACAAAAACAUCAUGUGAUCAAUAAAAACUUGCUUAAACAUCAA